CACUGCAGCGUUGGCAAGGAGUGGUCACAUCGACCAUAUCAGCAACACGACUUUCCGAGGCUAACGUUAGCUUCCGAUGCUAACUGAAAGUUCACACCGUGAGCCGCGGUGGUUGCAUUGCCCGCCUGUGAUAGCGGAUUCAAACCGGGCCUUGGUACCAACGGCUAAAACAGACAAUGCCGUCUAAAUUAGCUUAAAAGGCCGCUUAGCUGAGCACACGCCAACUCCAGCUCUUGUGGGCUAAUCUGUGUUUGCUAUGCUAACGCUAGCCUGCUUGUCUCCUAUGUGGGUUAUUGUGAUGCUAACGUAGCAAGACAGCCAAACCAGGUCACACGGGUGCCGAGCGAGCAUUGUGGCCAACCGGGGCUGAUUUGAUCUCCAACAUUGUCAUUUAUCUGGUUCUGUAGCGUUUGCAAAACCACCGAGUAACUCAGCGCCCAAAUGCGUGAGUCUUUGUUCGUGAGAGUCAUUUUAUACCAGCGUGUUUUUGUUACUGGCUCGGUGUUCAACUAACGCUGCCAACUCGCUUGCUCCUGCCCCAGAUUUGAUGUAUUACGUUGGCAAAUCAAUUCAGGACUGUAUGUGGGAUUUUGCUUGUUAGAUCGGGGACGGCGCAAUGUAAGUGCUGCCGGUUCCAGAUGGUUCAGGCCGAAGUCUGGUAGUCGGGAGAGGAGGGUUUGGAGUUCACCAGGGGGCAUGGCAACGUAACGGUCAGGCGGGUUCAGAACGCUGAAGUUAGGACCGGGUUUAGUUCCCUGGUCAUAUACAUUUACUGCGGUCUGACCUAGUUAAUGCUGCUCAUGGUGUCGUCUCAUUUUUUUAAGUCUCUGUUUGUCGGAAGCAGACAAGUUUUAUCAGGAGAUUUCAUCACCUCGUUCCCAGAGGGAAGAGUGUCGUUUAAGUUCAUUCCUCCUCGUUUCUGGGCUUGGUGGUUCGGUGACCUUCUACACAUGAGCAGCUAGAGCUCGACCUCUGACCUAGGCGUGAUCUCUCACCUCUUCUACCAAGCCACGCCCGCAGGUGAAGUGUGUAUGGAGCAGUGUGAGAGCGCAGCGGCUCUGCUGGAGUCGGUCAGGGAGCAGGAGGUGCAGUUUGAACAGCUGACCCGGGCGCUGGAGGAGGAGAGGAGGAGAGUGGGCCUCCCUGCCACCAGCCCCUCUGCCCUGGGUCGCCCCCUCCCUCACAUGCAGAACGGGCGUUUGGGGGAUGCAGACAUAGAACGACUGAAACUGACUGACUCAUACAUAAACGGCACACAGUACAGGAUGGUGGACCCUGCACACGGAGCUCUAGAUGAGAGCUACACACCAGAGGAUGACUCCCAGGAAGUACACUCAGUCUUCUCUGACGAGGGAACCACGCGCCGUGCAGAGACGACUCUCCCUCAGAUGAAGAAACCAGUGUCACGCACGGUCCUGCCCUCUGACUCAAUGUCCAUUGACGGGGGCUUGUCUGUGUCAGGCAUGGGCGGCUACAGCGCCACCCUGGACCGUCCUUACAGGCAGGCUGGGGCAGGAGACUACCCCACUGCCACAGUACCCAGAAACUACCACUACGGCCCGGUAGGGGGUUAUGAUGACUACCGGGGUGGCCCGCCGUCAGAAGCAUACACUAGUCUGAGCAGGGGCUCACACAUGGAUGAUCGUUACAGGCCUGUUGAUGGUUACAGGACUCUGGAUUCUGGCUACCGGGCCCCAAGCCGUCAGCAGCUUGACCCCUACGUAGCACAGCCCCAGGUGAGUCGGGGAAUGAGGGCCCUGGGCUCAGCGAUGGAGAUGCGUUAUGGCCAUGGCCACUACGGUCUGGAGGAUGACCAGCGCAGUGUGGGAUAUGACGACUAUGGCAUGGGGCCUCCACCCAUGCACCCUGGAGGCUACGGUACCAUGCCACGUCUGGGUCUCGGCCCUGGGGGUAUGGACAGAAGAAGACUCAGGAGCUGUGAAGACACUUUGGAUGGUGACAUGGGAGGAGUUGACCCGUAUGCCUGGGGAGUUCCCAUGACAAUGGAGAGGGGGAGCAUGGCGUCACUGGACAGCACACUGAGGAAGGCUCCUCCAACCUCAUGGAGACAGCCUGAGCUGCCGGAGGUCAUCGCCAUGUUGAACUACCGCCUGGAUCCAGUUAAGACCAAUGCUGCUGCCUUCCUCCAGCAUCUCACAUUCAAAAAUGACAAGGUUAAAUCAGAAGUUCGUCGCCUGAAGGGUAUCCCAUCCUUGGUGUCAAUGCUGGACCAUCCCAGCAAGGAGGUGCACCAUUCAGCCUGCGGAGCACUAAAGAACAUUUCAUAUGGGCGAGACCAUGACAACAAGAUUGCCAUCAAGAACUGUGACGGAGUGCCCGCUCUGGUCAGGUUACUGAGGAAAACCCACGACCAGGACCUCACUGACACUAUCACAGGCACCUUGUGGAACCUCUCCUCCCACGACUCGGUAAAGAUGGAGAUUGUGGACCACGCCCUGCACGCCCUAGCCGACGAGGUGAUAGUUCCCCACUCGGGCUGGGAGCGGGGGAGCAACGGCGGAGAGGAGAGCUGCAAACCACGCCAUCUGGAGUGGGAGACCGCCUUGACCAACACUGCUGGCUGCCUUAGGAAUGUGAGUUCAGAACGCAGCGAGGCCAGGCGAAAGCUGAGAGAAUGCACAGGAUUGGUGGAUUCGCUCAUGUACAUUGUCCAAUCACAGAUCAACCGCAAAGAUGUGGACAAUAAGUUGGUGGAGAACUGUGUCUGCCUCCUGAGGAAUCUGUCCUAUCAUGUUCACCGUGAAGUCCCCGGCUGUGAACGCUUCGCUGAGACCACGCCCCUCAACCAGGGACCGGCCCCCGCCAACAAAGGCGGCUGCUUUGGCUCUCGAAAGGGCAAAGAUGAGUGGUUUUCCAAAGGAAAGAAGGACGGUGAUGAUGGAAGUGCAGAUCAGGUGGAUAUUCCAAAGAGGACAACACCUGCCAAAGGUUACGAGCUGUUGUUCCAACCAGAGGUGGUUCGUGUUUACACAUCACUGCUCAGAGAGAGCAAGAACCCCUCGGUGCUGGAGGCUGCUGCUGGUGCCAUCCAGAACCUGUGUGCUGGCAGAUGGACUUAUGGUCGAUACAUCCGGGCCACUGUGCGUCUGGAGAAGGGUCUUCCCAUGAUGGCAGAACUACUGGCUCAUGGCAAUGACCGUGUGGUCAGAGCAAUGUCUGGAGCUUUGAGAAACCUCGCCAUUGAUAACCGCAACUGCGAACUGCUCGGUUUGCAUGCAGUGCCUCACCUUGUGGCCAACCUGCCUGGAGGCCAGAGUCAGUCUGGGCGCACUUUAUCAGAGGAGACGGUGGUAUCUGUACUGAGCACACUCACCGAGGUGCUAGGCAACAGUCUGGAGGCAGCAAAGACCCUCCGAGCCUCGCAGGGUAUUGAGAGGCUGGUCCUUAUUAACAAGGACGGCAAACGUUCAGAUCGUGAGGUGCGGGGUGCGGGCCAGGUGCUGCAGCUGGUCUGGGCCCAUAAGGAGCUCCGUCGGCCUCUUGAGAAAGACGGCUGGAAGAAGUCAGACUUUAUGGUCAACCUCAACCCUAACACCAGCACCACCAAUGGCCCGAGCACCCGAUCUAACGGCACCUAUGAAGACAGCACCACACCACUGCUGGACAGAGGGGAAAAGAGAGACAUGAUUCCACUAAAUGACCUUGGGCCUGAGGCCUACUCUACACUGGACCAGAGGGAGAGGAGACACACUCUGGAUGAGACCACAGACACUUUACCGCGAGGGGUGUAUGGGGGCAGAAAGGGCUCCCUGCCUCUGUUGGACUCCUACGAUGGUUAGCCCUCCCCCUCCCCCUCUACCCCCUCUGCAUGUAACAGCAUGAAAAACUGAUAGUGUGCAUCACCCAGACUGGGCCGUCCCUGCCCUACCACUGCUACUGAGGAGAGAAGAUCCAGAUGCACAGACUCUCUCUCCCUCUCGCCCCCCCCCUCCUUCUCUUUCUCUCCUUCUAUCACCACGCAGAUGGGAUCAGAAGAUGAGGGUUGGCAUCCAAAGAAAGCGGCUGUGUUGCAGGCAAAAGGUUUCGUGCAGCACACACGUCCAGACACAUACCUACUUUUUAGCAAAUUCAUUCAAGUGUAGCAACAAAAAAUAUAUUCUGUUUUUAAAUUAUAGUUCUUCUGUAAAGGCAAUCACCUUUGUUGACAAUCAUUUUAAUUCUGGUGUUGUCAUCCUGCUUGUUUUUAUUUCUCCUUGCUGUUGUCAACAUUUUUGGUAAAUUUCGUCAUGGUCGACAUGUUGCUGCCAAUGCCCACAUCCUAAUGAUGAAUUUGUACGUAGACUUCUAUGUAGGGUAUAUACUGUAUAUAAAAAGAAAAUGGGAUGACUGCAUUAGUUUUGGCUCAUUAAUUUAAAUUGUCCCUACUGGAAUUGUUGGGAGGCUGGGGCGCGCCGUCCGAGCCGGUGGCCGCCCUGUAGAUUGAGAAUGUUUAUAUAGGAGUUAUUUUCCUGUCUAGAGUUAUUUUCUCUCAAAUGGGAUGAGCACAGGUGUAGACAAGAGAGGGCAGGUGUGUGUAUAUUUGUCAUACAGUAAACCUGUGGCCGUGUGUGUGUGUGUGUGUGUGUGUGUGGGGGGGAAAAAAUGAAUAUGGACCUUUUUGAAUGAGUGUGUUUUGUGUGUGUGCACGGACCAGACCCAUAAGACUACACGUUAUUUCAUCUGUUCAUGUCGUCUGUUUUUAUCGUGUGCUCCUACUCCUGUGACAAAGCAUUUUUUUUUGUUUUAUUUUAUUAGUUUUUAUGUACCAGCUGCCUCUUUUUGUGUUUGAUACCUUAAUUUCCAGCUUUUUUUUCUUUUCCCCUGUGGAAAAAAUGACAGUUUCAGCUGCUGUGCUUUGACUUUAACCAGUAGAACACAUUAAACCUGUUUCUGAAAUGUGAAGCUAGGAACAUACACCACUAAAUCUCUAAAACAUUCUGACAUCCUGCUCCAGAAACCAUUCCUUAAUCUACUAAAGGUUAACACUAUAGAAACAACCUUUUUCACUUCUCUUUACACUAAUAUUCUUCUCUUUCAGUCUGAUUAGUCUGCAAACUUUUAAAAGAAAAUCACUACUUGCUUAUUUUUUAGCGAUUUAGAUGUUCAUUUGUGCACAUUUGAGCUCAUGUUGUGCAAUUUUACAUAAAAACUCUGGGAGGCUUCUUCACUCAGAGGAGACUCGAGUUUUAACAGACAGAUCGGGAAGAGAUGGAUAAAAAGCACAUUUUGAUCCUGUUUUUUUUUUUAAACUUUUUUCCGUCUUGUUUGUAUUUUAUUUCAGGGUUUGUUUGUAAGGGGGCGGUGGGUGACAGCAUUAUGCAACGUGUUCUACUUUUUAGUCCCAGUUUUACCGCUGACUUGUUUUAAAGGCAAAAGAGACCAAUCAUCUUUGUUUUUCUUUUCUUUUUUUUUUCUUUUUUACUCUCCACACACAUAGUAUAUUUGUACUGUUGCCUAUCCAUGUAAAAUUAUAAUGUACCAUUCAUACCUGCCUUGGCUCUGAGAAGUUGCUUUUUUCAGUAAAGUAUGUAACUGGUAAUACUGUUGUUUUUAUAAAUAAAGAUCUUUUCUUAGACAA
This is a messenger RNA of Lates calcarifer (barramundi perch), 5578 nucleotides long. Its product is annotated as catenin delta-1. Gene Ontology annotation, biological process: cell-cell adhesion; cell-cell junction assembly. Bases 1032 to 3800 code for a protein of 922 amino acids. Lineage: Eukaryota; Metazoa; Chordata; Actinopteri; Centropomidae. Gene Ontology annotation, cellular component: nucleus; plasma membrane; cytoplasm. Gene Ontology annotation, molecular function: cadherin binding. The transcript is spliced from 21 exons. The record is from RefSeq and is a predicted model, not a curated record.